Dermacentor andersoni is the source of this 594-nucleotide messenger RNA. RefSeq names its product putative nuclease HARBI1. NCBI's taxonomy places the organism in Eukaryota, Metazoa, Arthropoda, Arachnida, Ixodida, Ixodidae. The record is from RefSeq and is a predicted model, not a curated record.
GACGCAGGCAUGCGGAUCCUCGCCGUCGACCCUCUGCGACCGGGGUCAGACCACGACGCCCACGUCUGGAGAACUACGUGGUUGCGUCGUCGGUUCCUGGAGGGGCAUAUUGCCAAGGCCGGCGAACACCUCCUCGGUGACAGCGGCUACCCCCUGGAACCAUGGCUCCUGACCCCAGUCACAGGCCACCAUCCCAUACACACUGCAGAAGGCAGGUACAACACUGCACAUGCUGCCAUGCGGUCCGUAGUGGAGCGGUGCAUUGGGCUUCUGAAGAGCCGCUUUCGCUGCCUUCAGCGGUACCGCGCCCUCCACUACGAGCCAGAACGCGCUGCCAACAUCGUUGCAGCAUGUGCAGUGUUGCACAACUUGUGUCUCGACGAAGGUGACGUGUUAAUAGAUGAUGUUAGUGAUGACAGCAGCAACAGCAGCAGUGAUGAUGAAAGUGGCAACCCCUCCCCACAGAGAGUUCCCCGAUCUUCGCUGCCAUGGUCACGCAUGACCUGCACAUCAGUUCACAAGACUGGCUACAACUUGGCAGCACAACAGCUUGUGAGGAUGUAUGGGCACCACCACCAAAUGCUGCAGCGGUGA